Molecule: messenger RNA, 3903 nt
Organism: Rhagoletis pomonella (apple maggot)
Lineage: Eukaryota; Metazoa; Arthropoda; Insecta; Diptera; Tephritidae
Product: protein eyes shut-like
Exons: 10
Coding region: 1-3456 (1151 amino acids)
Molecular function (GO): calcium ion binding
Source: RefSeq, a predicted model, not a curated record
AUGGAUAUACCAGUGAUGGGCAUAAGUAAGUGCGUUUGCCGCUUUGACCGCCAAGGUGCACUGUGCGAGUUACCCAUCAUCAUCAAAAAUGCGGCCUUCUCCGGCGAUUCAUAUGUGUCGCACCGCAUCCACAAGGACAUACCACAUCAUGAGUCAUUGGAUUCGGUGCUGCCGAUGCAUGUACAACUGAAGGUGCGCACACGUGCCACAAAUGGUCUGAUAAUGCUGGCCGCUGCUCAGGGCACCAAGGGCGGUCAUUAUAUGGCGUUGUUCCUGCAAAAGGGUUUACUGCAAUUCCAAUUCUCUUGCGGCUUGCAAACGAUGCUGUUGAGUGAGCUGGAGACACCGGUGAAUACGGGCAAUGAAAUUACGAUUAGGGCAGAAUUGGAUUUCAGUCGUAAUUGCACACAUUGCAAUGCAUCCCUGCUGGUCAAUGACACGCUCGCCAUGUCCGGUGAUCAGCCGACCUGGUUGAAAUUGUUACCGCCGCGCAUGCAGACACCGGAGGUGAUUCUCAAUACAUGGCUGCAUUUGGGUGGCGCCCCACAGGCACCGAUUGGUCUCAUAAUCGAACUUCCACCGGCUCAGAGUGGCACUGGUUUUACUGGCUGUUUACAUUCGUUGCGGAUAAAUGAGCAAACGCGCGAGAUAUUUGGUGACGCUUUGGAUGGCUUUGGCAUUACUGAAUGCGGCUCGUUGGCCUGCCUAUCGAGUCCGUGUCGCAAUGGCGCCGCAUGUAUUAAAAUCGAAACCAACGAAGUGGACGAAAAUGGCGAAAAAGCAGAGAAGUGGAAGUGUAAAUGUCCCACCGGCUAUAUGGGCCCAACCUGUGAGAUAUCUGUCUGCGAAGAUAAUCCAUGUCAGUAUGGCGGCACUUGUGUACAAUUCCCAGGCAGCGGCUACCUAUGUCUGUGCCCGUUGGGUAAACAUGGACACUACUGCGAACACAAUCUCGAGGUUGCCUUGCCCUCGUUCUCGGGCAGCGUUAAUGGCCUCUCAUCGUUUGUCGCCUACACUGUGCCCAUACCACUGGAAUACUCAAUCGAGUUAAGCUUCAAAAUACUACCGCAAACGAUGUCACAAAUUUCACUACUCGCCUUUCUGGGCCAGACAGGAUAUCAUGACGAAAAGAGCGAUCAUCUGGCAGUUAGCUUUAUACAGGGUUACAUUAUGCUCACUUGGAAUUUGGGCGGUGGUCCGCGCCGCAUAUUCACACAGAAACCGAUCGAUUUCCGGUUGGAUGCGCCACGCGUACCCUACGAAAUCAAAGUCGGCCGCAUUGGCCGACAGGCCUGGCUCUCUGUGGAUGGUAAAUUUAAUAUCACAGGUCGUUCGCCGGGCAGUGUCAGCCGCAUGGAUGUUAUGCCGAUACUCUACUUGGGCGGACAUGAAAUGGCAAAUUUCAAUACACUGCCGCACGAUUUGCCGCUACACUCAGGCUUCCAGGGUUGCAUUUACGAUGUGAACUUGAAGGUCGGCCAGGUGACGGUGCCGCUGCAGGAGACGCGUGGUGUGCGCGGACGUGGUGUGGGACAAUGCGGUACCAGAGAAUGCCACCGGCAUGCGUGUCAACACGAUGGCGCUUGCCUGCAACAUGGCGCAACAUUCACUUGCAUCUGCCAGGAGGGUUGGUAUGGGCCACUUUGUGCUCAGCCCAUCAACCCAUGUGACUCGUUCAACAACAAAUGCGCGGAGGGUUCGACCUGUGUGCCGCUCGUCAAUGGUUACGAAUGUGACUGUCCUGUGGGCAGAACUGGCAAAAAUUGUGAUGAAGAUAUUCGUUCGCUGAGCGAUGUCUCACUAACCGGGCGCCGUUCUUAUUUGUCCGUACGCUGGCCCUAUCUCUACGACAGCUCUGAUAAGAUCGGCUCGAAACGUUCGCAAAUUAUCAGCUAUCGCAAUUUCACUAAAAACCUAAUGCCACCGAAACCAAUCGCUUCCUCCAAUCAACACUUCGUCAUGAAGCUACUCAACGAAGUUGAGAAGCAACGCAACUUUUCACCUGUACCACUCAUGGGUUCAAAGACUUUCGAGGAGCAUCAUCGCGUACAAUUCUUCUUUAUCGAAUUUCAAUUGCGUCCACUCUCCGAACGCGGUCUUCUACUCUAUUUCGGCACGCUGAAUAAUAAUCUAGACAAGAAAGUCGGUUUUGUUUCGCUCUCCUUACAAGGUGGCGUAGUCGAAUUCCGCAUAUCUGGACCAAGUAGCCACGUAACGGUGGUGCGUAGUGUGCGCAUGCUCGCAAUCGGCGAAUGGCAUAAGAUUAAAAUGGCGCAACGUGGCCGUUGGUUAACUCUAUGGGUGGAGGGUAGCGCAUCGUCUGCGUUGGCACCCUCUGCCGAGGUGCUCGUGGAACCCGAUUCACUGCUCUACAUUGGCGGUCUGAAAGAUUUGUCCAAACUGCCACACAAUGCCAUUUCUGGCUUCCCAAUACCAUUCCGUGGCUGUGUACGCGGUCUGGUGGUGAGCGGUAUGCGUAUUGUGCUCAACGAAACAAAUAUUAUUGAUUCACGCAAUAUUCGCGACUGUGAUGGCACUGCUUGUGGUGGUGAUUCCUGCGAGGCGGGGGGCCACUGUUGGCUCGAUGAGAAGUUGCAACCUCAUUGCAUUUGUCCCGAAUAUGCGAAGGGUGAUCGUUGCGAGUACUCGGAGAGCUGUAAACUGAUACCUUGCAAGAACAAUGGUCGUUGUUUGCGUAGCGGACGUUGUUCGUGUCCGAAUGGCUGGGGUGGGUUCUACUGCGAAAUAGCCAUGAGUAAGCCCACAACGCCUAGCUUCCGUGGAAAUAGUUACCUGAUCUUGCCGCCACCCCGCAUACCAAUGAAAGACAAACGCCGCGGCCCAUCCAUGUACGUACGACCACGCGAAGCCAUGCAAGUUUCAUUGAAUUUCUCCACAAUCGAACCUGAUGGCCUGCUGUUGUGGAGCGAACAUGAUCGUAAUAAGUUUUUAGGUUUGGGCUUGGGAAAUGGUCAUCUGAAAAUGGCUAGCAAUUUGCUGGAUUCAAAUAAUGAUACUGUGGAGAUGCCAUCGACUGGUUUCAUUGCGGACGGCAGCUGGCAUUUGGCAAAGGUCAUAAUGGAUCGCAACCGUUUGGAGUUGCAAUUGGAUGGUGAAGUGAUAUUCUCCGAAAAAGUAUUGGAUGCAGCGGCGUCGCCGGGUUCAGCAUUAGCAACAACACAGCGCAGCUUUUUGACGACGCGUCGUUCGUUUGCGACGCGACGUGGUAAGGAGCCGUCAAUUACCUAUGAGGAUGUUUUCUAUUUGGGUGGCUUCCCCAAUCAAGAGCUCGUUAGUGCGCGCACACUUGGACGCUUCAACGAACCAUUCAAAGGCUGUUUGCAGGAUAUACAAUUUGGAGCCGAAUCAAAUGCAGUCAUCACCGAUUUUUCAUCAUAUAAAGGAGAGAAUAUUGGUUCUUGUGAUCUGCAUGGAGAUGAACCGAUGGUUUUAUAGGAGCGGUAAGAGUAUGAAGAGCAACAGCGAUAAUUGAACAAAACGAAGAGCGCUAAGGGCGGUUAUAGUAAAGCAAAAUGGCGGAAAACAACAGAAAAAAAAAACAAGAUUCAAAGCUAGUGACGAGGCCAUUUAUAUAUGUUCGGGAUUUUUUUAACAGAGCAAAGAUAUUAAAAAAAACUGAGCAAUCUGAUAAAGUUGAACUAAAUAGAACAAAAAAGACGAAAGAUUAUAAACAAUAAAAAAUAAUAAUAAAAAUAAAAGUGAGUUAAAAAAAAAUUAUAUAAAAUAUAAAGCUAAAAUUUUAAAAUAAGAAUAUUAAAAGAAUAAUUUUGUAAAUUUUAUAAAAACAAAAGCAAACCAAGAAACCUAAUAAGGAACGCGAAGUAAUUGAAAAGAAAUUUUAAACUUUUUAGAUUGUAAUGAAAGCAAAAAUAAUAAAAAUAG